Rhododendron vialii is the source of this 595-nucleotide messenger RNA. RefSeq lists its product as uncharacterized. The record is from RefSeq and is a predicted model, not a curated record. Bases 18 to 479 code for a protein of 153 amino acids. NCBI's taxonomy places the organism in Eukaryota, Viridiplantae, Streptophyta, Magnoliopsida, Ericales, Ericaceae. The transcript is spliced from 3 exons.
UGCAGGAGCAAGGGUUCAUGGAUCUGGCGGUCAUUGGCGGUUCAGGUGUUGGAGUCGUUGGUGGCAGAUGGGGGCUGUGUUGGGCGGCGGCAUCAUGGUGGCAGCGGCGGUGGCGAUUGGGGCACAUGGUGGCUUUUGGGUCAGCAACAGGGAGGCGGCAGUGCAAUGGAGGCAACGAGGGUGGUUUCUCAGGCGGCAGCUCUCACGUCAUGGCAGCAUGGUGGCAGUAUUUCAGCGGCACACGGCAGCGACAACAGGUCGACUGGCAUGGGAGGGGCUUCUUUGCCGCUUUGGGGCAGCAAAAGGGGCUGGUUCUCCGGGUUCCGAUAGCGGUGAUGGAGCGUCUUCAUUGUUUGGCGGCUGUUUUGGGUGCAUUUGGCAGAUUGGGUGGGUUUUUUCUGGCUGGUUUACGGCUCAGGCAAUGGGGAGAGGAAACCUCUGGAGCAUUUCUUGACAGCUGUGGACGAAGUUUCAGCUAAGGGUAUUGCUUCCAUUGCUCAAAAGCUUAUUUCUUCCCCCCUUACGAUGGCAUCUCACGGAGACGGUAGUUACCUGUUUCACAAGUUUUGUGACUAGUAUCCUCAGUAUUUUUUGG